This is a messenger RNA of Tricharina praecox, 917 nucleotides long. Its product is annotated as SCP2 sterol-binding domain-containing protein. Gene Ontology annotation, cellular component: cytosol. NCBI's taxonomy places the organism in Eukaryota, Fungi, Ascomycota, Pezizomycetes, Pezizales, Pyronemataceae. The record is from RefSeq and is a predicted model, not a curated record. The transcript has 2 exons. The coding region runs from base 422 to 802 and encodes 126 amino acids.
CAUGUUUUCUCCAUCUCCGGAUCGUCUCAUCUGACCGCCGAGCAUAUGCAUGUAGAAACACGUUCUUCUCUCAUCAUGUGUGAUCCACCUAUCUCCACAUGUCCAUUUCCACCUCUUCCUCUCUCUCGGCGAUAGCUUCUCGGCGAGUGACGCCCAACAGUCCUAACUCCUGACAUGUGAACCGAAACCCCCCGGCAGUAGGCACCAUACCUACAUAGUAUCUAUCGGUCGCGCGACCUCCGAGCUCCGGGAUCGAUAUACCUAGUACCAGUACAUAAGAACACUCUACCAUCUCCUUCCCUCUCCCUCCCUCUCACAGCACCAAGAACCAUACACGACAUAGACACCACGCUCAAGCACAAUCACAAAAACCACACGAAGCACCUACUCAAGCUACCUCCAAAGUACAACCGCAGCAACCAUGACCCUCGCCGACCCCGCCUUCCCCUCCUCGGGUACAUUCGACCUGAUCUCCGCAGCCCUUUCCAACCCCUCUGCGCGCGCCUCGGCGAUCAAGGCAGCAAACGGAGUAUUCGUGUUCACGCUCAAGAAUUCGUCCGGGGCGACCGCGAGCUGGAACAUCGACCUGAAAGAGAGUGGGGCAGUCGCGCAGGGCGUGCCCGAAAAGAGCGAUGUCACCAUGAGCAUGGCCGACGAGGACUUCCAGAAGCUGGUUGAUGGGAAGGUUCAGGCCCAGCGCAUGUUCAUGACCGGCAAGUUGAAGGUUAAGGGCGAUGUUAUGAAGGCGACUAAGGCCGAGGUCGUGCUCAAGAGUGCGAGGAAGCCCGCGGCGAAGUUGUAGUUUGUUUGUGUGUGCGUUUGUGCGUAAGGGGAAUGCAAAAGAUGGGUUGGUUGGGUUGGGUUGGUUUGCGGGUAAAUACUGCUCCACUGUAUUGUAUUGAAAAUCGAACGGGACG